Messenger RNA from Oncorhynchus nerka (sockeye salmon), 1970 nucleotides. Its product is annotated as tumor necrosis factor receptor superfamily member 1A-like. The coding region runs from base 225 to 1514 and encodes 429 amino acids. Gene Ontology annotation, cellular component: plasma membrane. The transcript has 11 exons. Gene Ontology annotation, molecular function: protein binding. NCBI's taxonomy places the organism in Eukaryota, Metazoa, Chordata, Actinopteri, Salmoniformes, Salmonidae. The record is from RefSeq and is a predicted model, not a curated record. Gene Ontology annotation, biological process: signal transduction.
GACACUAUAGACUUCCUUUGACCUACUUCUAACUCCUCUUAGAGUAUCAAGAGCCAGCUUAGUUUUUUUGGUUGAAUUCUAUCUAGGAAAUUGGCAGAUUGCUAGCUACAAUGCCGCAAACAUUUUGUGUUGAUUCACUUUGUAAUUUUUGGACGUCACAGGCUUUUUAAUAUUUAUCUUAAGUUAUGUUUUAUGAUUGAGAUAAGAACGUUCAUUGAUUUCAAAUGAGAGAAGCAAAUGACUGCCCACACUUAAUCAUUUCACUUAUUUUCAAAAUGUGGUUCUGUGUGUUGGUUUUGACUCUAGCCUGUCUCGACUCUACACAGAGUUGCACAGAGGAGAUGCUAAAAAAGGACCCGGAAAGUAGCUGCAACAAAUGUCCAGCAGGCUUUCACAGAGAAACGAAUACCUCCAAAUGCAGAAAAUGUAUCGGCCAGACAUUCACAGCGAUAGUAAAUGACCUGUCAACUUGUCAUCGCUGUAGAAAAUGUGAUAUAGGAGUAUCUCAAGAGGAGAAGAAAGGUUGUGAGCCCAAGAGUGACAUUGUAUGUGGCUGCAAAGAGGGAUUCUACCCAACGAUCCUCAACAAGGACUUGUACUGUGAAUCAUGCUCCAAAUGCAAAAACUGUAGUCUCUGUUCCGUGUGUAAGUCAGACAUUAACAAAGACGAGUUGAAGCGAUGCCAACCAUGCCAAGCGAAAGAGUGCACGGCUACUUCAACCCCCAAUCUCCAAAAUCCAAAAUCCAACCCCACCUUCAUCAAAAAUACAGACACUUAUCAUCUCCUCCACACCAUGAUGUAUGUCCUUCUGGUUUUCCUGGUCACCACUCUGUUAAUGGCCAGUCUCCUGGUACUGACUAAGGGAGGAUGGAGGGAACAUGGCUGUUGCGCAAACCCUGAAAAGGAACUCCAGUUGCCUACAAGGGACACCUCAGCCAACGUGGUCAUUUGUUUUGAAAACUCCAUCUCGUGCGACAGAAACACCGCUAACCAAACAACAGUGCUAGGUGCCUGCCCACAUGAAUUAAAGGAUCAGCUUCAUCAUCAGCAAAACUACCCAACUUCACUGACGCUGAACAUUACUGAAGGGAUUCCCAUGAUGACACUCGCUCACAGUGCUGCCAAGACUGAGUUUGACCCCCUUGCCACACCCCUGCUGCCAGACAGAGAGCCCAGAGUCCCUCGCCAGGACACCCAGGAGGAGCACUGGCCCGCGACGGUGUUAUAUGCCAUCAUCAAGGAGGUGCCUCUGCGGCGAUGGAAGGAAUUCCUGCGCGUGCUCUCCCUGACCGACCGGCAGCUGGAGCGUGUGGAGCUGGAGCCAGGCCUGGGCUCUAUUGAGAGGCAGUACCAGAUGCUGCGGCUGUGGAGCCAGGGCCCGACUGCAAGUCUGGAGGACGUAUACUCAGCCCUGCUCUACAUGGACCUGGCUGGCUGUGCCUACCAGCUGCAGGGUUGUCUGGAGCAGCUGCAGUGGAGAGCCACAACCAAUGACAUCACCACAGUUUCAUAGGACAACUGAGUAGGGAUGGACAUGAGUAUUCGAACAGACGUCAAAAAUCGGUCUUAACCAGAGAUCACAUUGUUUUCAAAUACUGUGUUGCAACAAAGCGCUAGGUCGCUCUCCAUGCUCACUCUCUCGGUUUGUCAAUGUUUAUGAAUUCCCCACAAUGUAUCAAAAGUAUCAGCAGUACUAAAUGUAGGCUACCGUUAUUCAUUGCCACUUCCCCAUUAAUCUAGAAUGUUUGGUUAUGGUCUUUUCGGUUUAUUCAAUAUAUUAAUACUGCAUACCGUUCUCAUUCUGGUAGUGUACACGUUUGGAGAGCUCACAAACUGCGCUGUGAUAAUGAAGUUGUGGUUUAUUUAAUUAUACAAAAAUAUAAAUGCAACAUGCAACAAUUUCAAAGAUUUUGCUGUUACAGUUCAUAUAAGGAAAUCAGUCAAUUGAAAUAAAUUCAUUAGGCCCUAA